CGACGCGAGCUACAUGAAUGAGAGAAACGUGCCCUGCGAGAGACGUCGCGCGCGCCCGGGCAAGGGAGCCAAUGGGAACGCUGGGAAGGCUGGAGACCCGGCACUGAGGGCAACGGCCGCGCGCCGGCUCGAAGACGAGCGUCGCCAGGCGGGAGCGCGCAGGAGCAGGGCGGGCGUGGAGCGUGAGGGGGCCGCGCGCUGCCUCUCAGAGGCUGGACGGCACUGCCGGGAGUCGGCGGAGACAACGACGGCGGCGGUGACGGCCACCGCGCCGGGGGUUAGGAACCGUGACCCAGUUGAACUCUGUAUCCAGAAGGCUCAAGAUUGAAGAGAAAAGAUCAGAGACAUUGACUAACCUGGAAACAGGGACAUCUUUGGAACUUGGCUUUCAUCCACAGUAACCUUUUAAAGUAUCAUCGAGUGAUUUCUUCACCUACUGCUUAUUGGGAAGAAUAUGGCUUCAGGGAUUUUAAGUUUCCCUUUAAUUUUGCAUGAAUUCUAUAAGAAACGGAGCCCUUAAAGGGCUUUGGAAUAACAAGAAGAGACUGAAGACAGACAAGCUUGUUCUCUCUCUUUCUCUCUGUGUUUUCCCUCCCCAUUCAAAGAAAAGGAUUUACAACUCAACCUUUUAUCAGCUAGUGCCAGCUUUAACCAUCAAGAAAGAAAGAAGUAAAAUUAAACCACCAUUGCCAGACUACAAGCCCUGGUGAAGUCAAGGUGUGGGAGAGGUCAAGGAGACUACCUGAAAGGAACAAAGACUGCAGUAAAAACAGCUUCUCUUUAAAGCUGGAAGGGACCCCAGGUUCCUUCUUGGAUUAAAAUAGAAACAAGGGCGCACCUAUUUCAGGUGUAGCUCACAUUUUACAGAAGUGUGUUAGUUGUGGAGGUACUAUAGUAUCUCCUCAGAAGAAUCUUUCCUUGCCUGAAGUUUCUGCUCUACUCUGAUAUUUGCCCCUUCCUUUCUUUUUAACACCUGCCUCCAUCCAUGAACUAUUCCUUGAUCCGUCUGGCUGCCAUGUUCUCCAUCUGCAACCAUUUGCAUGUGAACAGCCUACUGUUUCUCUACAAUUUUUAAACUGUACAAGUUGUGUUUCUUAAUCUCUCCUUCUGCCUUGUUCUGGGGAGGUAGUUAUUCAUCAUUUGGAAUCACCUUUCCCCCUCCCAUGUGCUUUCCUUCAUUUGAAAUCUUUUAACCUUUGGUUUUAUUUGGGAGGGGGAAGGGUGAUAAUUUUAAAUUUUUUGUUUUCCUGGUUUCCUUCUGUAGUCUUUUUUCUGUUGUUUCCUUCAUCCCAUUUUCUUGUCUGUUCUGCCGCUGUGUGGGUCUGGGCUAUGCGGCAGGGCAGAUCUCCCAUCAGAGCUCCAACAUGCCCGCAGAGUCUGGAAAGAGAUUCAAACCCAGCAAGUAUGUCCCGGUCUCAGCAGCCGCAAUCUUCUUAGUGGGAGCUACGACACUCUUCUUUGCCUUUACGUGUCCAGGACUAAGCCUCUAUGUGUCACCUGCAGUGCCCAUCUACAAUGCAGUUGUUUUUCUCUUUGUGCUGGCGAACUUCAGCAUGGCCACCUUCAUGGACCCAGGCAUUUUCCCUCGAGCUGAGGAGGAUGAGGACAAGGAAGAUGACUUCCGAGCCCCCCUUUAUAAAACAGUGGAGAUCAAAGGCAUUCAGGUGCGCAUGAAAUGGUGUGCCACCUGCCGCUUUUACCGUCCUCCUCGAUGUUCUCAUUGCAGUGUCUGUGACAAUUGUGUGGAGGAAUUUGAUCAUCACUGCCCCUGGGUGAACAACUGUAUUGGUCGCCGGAACUACCGUUAUUUCUUCCUCUUCCUCCUUUCCCUGACAGCCCACAUUAUGGGUGUGUUUGGCUUUGGCCUCCUUUAUGUCCUCUACCACAUGGAGGAACUCUCAGGGGUCCGCACAGCUGUCACAAUGGCAGUGAUGUGUGUGGCUGGCUUAUUCUUCAUCCCUGUAGCUGGCCUCACGGGAUUUCAUGUGGUGCUGGUGGCUAGGGGACGCACAACCAACGAACAGGUUACGGGUAAAUUCCGGGGAGGUGUGAACCCUUUCACCAAUGGCUGCUGUAACAAUGUCAGCCGUGUACUCUGUAGUUCCCCAGCACCCAGGUAUUUGGGGAGACCAAAGAAAGAGAAGACAAUUGUUAUCCGACCUCCCUUCCUUCGACCAGAAGUGUCAGAUGGGCAGAUAACUGUGAAGAUCAUGGACAAUGGCAUCCAGGGAGAGCUGAGGCGAACUAAGUCUAAGGGAAGCUUGGAAAUAACAGAGAGCCAGUCAGCUGAUGCUGAGCCUCCACCUCCUCCUAAGCCGGACCUGAGCCGCUACACGGGACUACGAACACAUCUUGGCCUGGCUACUACAGAGGAUAGCAGCCUCUUGGGCAAGGACAGCCCCCCCACACCUACCAUGUACAAGUAUCGGCCAGGCUACAGUAGCAGCAGUACAUCAGCCGCCAUGCCUCAUUCUUCCAGCGCCAAGUUGAGUCGUGGGGACAGCUUGAAGGAGCCAACUUCAAUUGCAGAAAGUAGCCGCCAUCCCAGCUACCGCUCAGAGCCCAGCUUGGAGCCAGAGAGCUUCCGUUCUCCCACCUUUGGCAAAAGCUUUCACUUCGAUCCACUAUCUAGUGGCUCACGCUCGUCUAGCCUCAAGUCCGCCCAGGGCACAGGUUUUGAGAUGGGCCAGUUGCAGUCCAUUCGUUCAGAGGGUACAACCUCCACCUCCUACAAGAGCCUGGCCAACCAGACCCGCAAUGGAAGCCUAUCUUAUGACAGCCUGCUCACUCCUUCAGACAGCCCUGAUUUUGAAUCAGUGCAGACAGGGCCUGAGCCCGACCCUCCUUUAGGCUACACCUCUCCCUUCCUGUCAGCCCGGCUGGCUCAGCAACGGGAAGCCGAGAGGCACCCACGUUUGGUGCCAACUGGUCCAUCACACCGAGAGCCCUCACCAGUACGGUACGACAAUCUGUCGCGCCACAUUGUGGCCUCCCUCCAGGAACGAGAGAAGCUGCUGCGCCAGUCACCUCCACUCCCAGGCCACGAGGAAGAACCAGGCUUGGGGGACUCGGGCAUACAGUCAACACCGGGCUCAGGGCAUGCCCCUCGUACUAGCUCCUCCUCGGAUGAUUCAAAGCGAUCACCCUUGGGCAAGACUCCACUGGGACGCCCAGCUGCUCCCCGUUUUGGCAAGCCAGAUGGGCUGAGGGGCCGGGGACUAGGGUCCCCUGAACCAGGCCCACCUGCCCCAUACUUGGGCCGAUCUAUGUCUUACAGCAGCCAAAAAGCCCCACCUGCUGUCUCUGAGACGGAGGAAGUGGCCUUGCAGCCAUUACUGACACCCAAAGAUGAAGUACAGCUCAAGACUGCCUACAGCAAAUCCAAUGGGCAGCCCAAGAGUAUAGGCUCAGCCUCCUCUGGCCCGGGCCAGCCACUUCUCAGUAGCCCCACAAGAGGAGGAGUCAAGAAGGUGUCAGGGGUGGGUGGUACCACCUAUGAGAUUUCGGUGUGAGGCUUCGGCGCACCCCUACCCUACGCCUCUGCACCUACACCAAAGGGCCCCAGGUGGCCACCUUCCCUUGAGGAGCGCCCCUCCCCGGCAUAGACAUUUUUUAAACCACCGAUUCCAAGAAGAUGAGGAGCUUUUACAAAAUGCGAUGGGGUUGGGGAGUUGGAGAGUUGGGGCCCUGAGACUGGGGUUACAACCCCCUUCCAUCUUUUAAGACCUUCCCUUCCUUAACCCCUGGACCAGACUCAGUGGACAUUUGUGCAAUUGCUCGCCCUGGAGGGAACCAGAUCAUUUUUAAACCAGAAAUAAUUUUUUUUAUUAUUGUUACGGAUUCUAUUUUUUUCCUCUUCUGCGUUACCAGGUGUGUGUGUACAUAUAUAUAUAUUAUAAAUAUCAAAGAAAUUAUAUAUCUAUCCUGGGAUGGGGAAAUGAGGGAGGAAUAUGCUUAAGGAGGGGAAUCCUCUUCCCAUUCCUCAGACCAGCAGGAAAGGGGGAGACAUGAGAGUCUUUUCCCCAGGGUUCCCUCUCUUCUGUCCCAGUUACCAACUAAGGAAAUAGCACCCCCCCAUUGUUGGUGCUAAGUGAUCAGGAAAGAAACCCGGAGAGGUGAGCCUGGGGACUUGGUCAGAGGAGGGAAGGACUUGGAAAGGAGAGUUAGUUUUCUAGGCUCAUUGGCACUUAAGUUUCCCCAGGAAGGGGGUUACAGCCCAUGACGGUGGUGGUGGUGGUGGUGGGGGGGGGGGAGAUCAGGAAAAAGAGGUUGGCCUAGCUCAAGAAACAACACUGGAUAAUUCGCCCUUCUCGGAUGAGAGGGAUUAGGGUGGGCUGCUUCAACUAGCACCUCAAAGCCUCCCCCUAGCUCACAUGGUUACCAUUAUUUUUAAAUCCAAGGCCGGGAGAGACGAAUACAAAAAGCAAUAUUUUCAUCACAUGCCAAAAACGGGAUAGAGAGAAGGAGCGGCAGGCCUAGGCCCCUCCAAUUGUCCCUUGGGGGUUACCCUUCAGCCCACCUCAGUAUGGUGCUGGUAGAGGGGAUACCUGAGUUCUAACCUUUAAAUAGGGGAGACCCCUGCCUCUACAUGGAGGCCCUUUUAUUUUUUAUUCUAAUUAGCCAUUUUAAACCAACAAGGAAUAAAAAGAAAUCCUGAUCUAACCUC
Messenger RNA from Choloepus didactylus (southern two-toed sloth), 4666 nucleotides. RefSeq names its product zinc finger DHHC-type palmitoyltransferase 5 (gene ZDHHC5). NCBI's taxonomy places the organism in Eukaryota, Metazoa, Chordata, Mammalia, Pilosa, Megalonychidae. The coding region runs from base 1365 to 3512 and encodes 715 amino acids. The record is from RefSeq and is a predicted model, not a curated record. The transcript is spliced from 12 exons. Gene Ontology annotation, molecular function: palmitoyltransferase activity. Gene Ontology annotation, biological process: protein palmitoylation.